Molecule: messenger RNA, 816 nt
Organism: Durusdinium trenchii
Lineage: Eukaryota; Dinophyceae; Suessiales; Symbiodiniaceae
Source: the annotation of a GenBank genome assembly
AUGGAAAGGCCUGAACUUGAGGCAACGCCCCUGCCAGCUGCGCCAUGUCUGCCAGGCCAGCUAAUGCUCUUGGCCCGUCCACCUGGGAAGGAGUCUUUGGACCUGAUAGAGCUGCUGGUGCCACUGGAGGCCACCUUGCCCCUUUUGCGUGCGCUUCGAAGAACCCUGGAUGCUGUUCCGGAGGUGGGACAUGGUGCCACAUGGACGCAGCUUUUUGAAGGCUUUGGCGCUGGAGGCAGCGACCUGGCGGGAGCCGGGGAGUGCAAGGCCUGCGGCGUGGAUGGCGAGGAGCCUGACAAGCUGCGCGUCGGCGGUGGCAAAGGGAAGCAUGCAGCGGCAUUGCUGGCCCAGGAGGUGCAACUGGCUGGGGAGGCUGCAGAGGAGGCCCGGAGAAAUCGAGAGGCGCGAGCUGCGGUGGUGCCAGCGGCCAAAGUUGCCAAAGCUGCCAACCAGAGUGGCGAGUUUGUCGGCGACAAGCAGGUGAUGGUCAAGGACCUCCUUGCUGCCUCCAAAGCCCUGAAAAUGCCCCUGUGCUCGGAAUUCGCUGCUCAGAACUUCCACAAGAAGCUCUUGCCGCGUCUGGGGAAGGCUAGAAAUGAGGAACAGAUUCGGGAGAGUUUGGUUGAGGCGUUGGCCGAUUUGGACAAGGAGUUCCUGACUAAGUUCCGAACAGAUCGUUCUGGAUGCUGUGCACAGCUGGCGUUGCUAGUUGGACGCAAACUCUAUCUGGUGCAGCUGGGGUCGGGUGGUGCUAUGCUUAGUGAAGGCCGCGCAUGGAACGGGGCCUUCCAGUCGGACAAUCGAUUUAGCAGGUGA